AUCUGAGAACCAACACAUGCGCAUUGCAGAGUCAGCUAAAGAUCUCCACCCCCGAGCAAGAAAACAUCUCAUCAUGUGCAGAGGGCUCGAGUCGCUGCCCAUCAGCUGCCUGGAGCGGGCAAAAGAGCUCAAAUCGCUGUUUGGAAGUUUGCUCCAGAAGUCAGAUCACAGUGGACAAUCAAAGAAAAGUGGAAAGCUGAGGGUAAAUGCAGAAGAACCUUUGAAAUGGAAGGAAUCGUUCGACCAACUUUUAUCAAGCCAAAAUGGACUCUGCCUCUUCAGAGCAUUCCUUGUCUCUGAGUUCAGCGAGGAAAACAUUGCCUUCUACUUGGCAUGCGAGGACUACAAGGCAACUAAACCUGCCAAACUGGCAACGAAGGCCAAGAAAAUCUAUGAGGAGUUCAUGGGCUCUGACGCGCCACGAGAGGUAAAUCUGGACCAUGUGACCAAAGAAGCCACGAAGGAGAACCUGGAGGAGCCUAGCCUGUCUUGUUUCGAUCUGGCUCAGGCCAAAAUCUACUCCCUGAUGGAGAAGGACUGCUAUCCUCGAUUCCUCAAGUCCACCACAUACCUGGAGGUCAGCAAAGAGGUCAGAAGCAGCUAACAAGGUUGUUUACUUCUCCAUGGGAAACUACUGCGAUUCUCAUAUGCCAAAGCGAGGCAGAGUCGGGACUCCGGACAGUUCAGGCAAAGCAAACGCCUCAGUUAAAGAAGAUUUGCACACAGCUGAAAAGUUAUUUUUGAGACUGGAAGCUGAAUGUGAGACCAAUAAGUGAGACAGCCUGAGCAGGAGUGCCUCUGGGCUGCAGGGACACGUGCACGGCACUCAAAGUGGCAUCAUAUCGACACUAGUGGAGUAGACACUCAGAUAUCAUGGUGGCAUUAAUAUUUAUUUAUUGAUUAUUUAUUGUAGAAUUAUUUUAUUUAUGUGAAUGUUGCUUUAAAACUGUCAUAAAGUGAGUUUUGUUGUAUUUAUUUAAAGUACUGUAAGUAAAAAUAAAUGUACUGAAUAAAAGAG
This is a messenger RNA of Thalassophryne amazonica, 1018 nucleotides long. Its product is annotated as regulator of G-protein signaling 5-like. Bases 17 to 604 code for a protein of 195 amino acids. The record is from RefSeq and is a predicted model, not a curated record. Lineage: Eukaryota; Metazoa; Chordata; Actinopteri; Batrachoidiformes; Batrachoididae. The transcript is spliced from 5 exons.